AAUGAUGAGCACUUCCGGAAUCUCCGGGCAGGUUGGCGUGGUCGGCCUGCUAAAGCCGGCUCCUUGACUCGCGUGCGCGGGCCUGGUUUGCUUGUGGUCUCGCGCGCCUUCGUUUUCCAGCCUCAUGGCGGGGCUGACCCUGUUUGUAGGCCGCCUGCCGCCCUCGGCCCGCAGUGAGCAGCUGGAGGAGCUGUUCAGUCAAGUGGGGCCGGUGAAGCAGUGCUUCGUGGUGACUGAGAAAGGAAGUAAGGCAUGUCGAGGCUUUGGCUAUGUCACUUUUUCUAUGCUGGAAGAUGUUCAGAGGGCCCUCAAGGAGAUUACCACCUUUGAAGGCUGUAAGAUCAAUGUGACUGUUGCCAAGAAGAAACUGAGGAAGAAGUCCAAGGAAAAGGGGGAAAAUGAAAAUUCAGAGUCCCCAAAGAAGGAGCUGAAGCCAAAAAAACCCAAAGUGGCUGAUAAGAAAGCCAGGUUAAUUAUUCGGAAUCUAAGCUUUAAGUGUUCAGAAGAUGACCUGAGAAUGGUGUUUGCUCAAUAUGGAGCUGUCCUGGAAGUAAGCAUCCCCAGGAAGCCAGAUGGAAAGAUGCGUGGUUUUGCUUUUGUCCAGUUCAAAAACCUCCUAGAAGCAGGAAAAGCUCUCAAAAGCAUGAACAUGAAAGAGAUAAAAGGGCGGACAGUGGCUGUGGAUUGGGCCGUGGCAAAGGAUAAAUAUAAAAAUACACAGUCUGCCUCUGCACCAGGUGAGAAGAGGCUUGGAGCUAAACAUCAGGAAUUAAGUAAAGAGAAUGGCAGGGAAGAAGAGGAUGGUACAGAAGAGGAAGAAGAGGAGGAGGAGGUGGGGGAGGACAAUAAAGAAGCAAGGGUGACCAAGCCUACACAAAUUCCAAAGAAUUCUGAACUGUGCCAUUGCAGAGCCAUCAAGAAGGCCCCAACUGUAGAGAGCAGCGAGGAGGAUCAUUCUGACGAGGACAGCGACCUGGAGGAAAGCGAUAGCGUCGAUGAUGGAGACGAACUGGCUCAGAGUGACACCGACAGUGAACAGCAAGAGGAUGAAGAUGUACAAGUCUCAAAGAAAAAGAAGAGGAAGUUACCCUCUGAUGUGAAUGAAGGGAAGACCGUUUUUAUCAGAAACCUGUCUUUUGACUCAGAGGAAGAAGAACUCGGGGAGCUCCUCCAGCAAUUUGGAGAUCUCAAAUACGUCCGUGUCGUCUUACAUCCAGACACAGAGCAUUCUAAAGGUUGUGCAUUUGCCCAGUUCAUGACUCAAGAAGCAGCGCAGAAAUGCCUUGAAGCUGCUUCUCCAGAGACUGAGGGUGGUGGGCUUAAACUGGAUGGCCGACUGCUCAGAAUCGACUUGGCCGUGACGCGUGACGAGGCUGCAAAGCUCCAGACAAAGAAGGUGAAGAAGCCAACUGGAACCCGGAACCUUUACCUGGCCAGAGAAGGCUUGAUUCGUGCUGGGACUAAGGCUGCUGAGGGUGUGAGCGCCGCUGAUAUGGCCAAAAGAGAACGGUUUGAGCUGCUGAAACAUCAGAAACUCAAGGACCAGAAUAUCUUUGUCUCCCAGACCAGGCUGUGCCUGCACAACCUCCCAAAGGCUGUGGAUGACAAAGAGCUCAGAAAGCUGCUGCUGAAUGCCACACGAGGGGAAAAAGGGGUGCGCCUCAAGGAGUGUAGGGUGAUGCGAGAUCUCAAAGGAGCGCAUGGAAAGGUUAAGGGUCAGUCCCUGGGCUACGCCUUUGCAGAGUUCCAGGAGCACGAGCAUGCCCUGACAGCCCUUCGCCACAUCAACAACAAUCCCGAGAUCUUUGGGCCUCUGAAGAGACCGAUAGUGGAGUUCUCUUUGGAAGAUCGAAGGAAACUUAAAAUAAAGGAACUGAGGAUUCAGCGCAGCCUGCAAAAAGUGAAAUCCAAGCCUGCAACUGGUGAGCCCCAGCAGGAACAGCCAGUGCUUGGAAAAGACCGGCAGCGGAAAGCAGCUCAAAACCACACACAGGAACAAAGCAAGGCCGCCCUGGAGCAGAAGGGAAAGGUGCAUUCUACCUCGUGGACGGGGUUCCAGACCAAGGCUGAAGUGGAGCAGGUGGAGCUGCCUGAUGGAAAGAAGAGAAGGAAGGUCCUGGUGCUCCCCUCACACCGAGGCCCCAAAAUCAGGCUCCGGGACAAAGGCAAAGUGAAGUCUCUCCCUCCCAAAAAGCCAAAGCCCCAGAUAAACCAGCAGAAGCAAGAGAAGCAGAAAUUACCUUCCAAGCAGACACCUAGGAGAAAAGCUAAGGGAAAUAAGACUGAAAUCCGCUUCAACCAGCUGGUCGAACAAUAUAAGCAGAAAUUAUUGGGACCUUCUAAAGGAGCACCUCUUGCGAAGAGGAGCAAAUGGUUUGAUAGUUGAUGAUGGUAGCAGACUGGAUAAGAAGCUGGAUUGUGCACUUCUUGGUAAAGCUCCCAGAUCUCCCUCCACGCCCUCAUGUUAUUCUCUGAUAGGACACUCCCUUUCCUACCCAGUUCACCACCACUUUGGUGAGAGGCCCCCUGGGCUCUGCAUGUUUGAACUUUGGGCCCUCCCCGGUGGGUGAUUAGUGAACCACAAAGAGAAAGCUCAGAAAAACAUUUGGAUGCUUCUUGUGUAUUAUCCAGGUUACCGUGUAAAUUGUGUCUAUAACUGUUACUCACUUAAUCCUUCGUUUCUCAAAUGGAAAAAAUUGUAAAGAGCAUUCUUGAGGGGUGAAUUUUUAAGAUGUCUAUUUUGUUAAGGGUCUUCUUUAAAUGAGAUCUUUUGUGGCUUUUUUUAAUAACAAAUGAUCAUUUCUAAUAGAUGUGAAUCCUUUA
This is a messenger RNA of Acinonyx jubatus (cheetah), 2823 nucleotides long. RefSeq names its product RNA binding motif protein 28 (gene RBM28). The transcript is spliced from 19 exons. Gene Ontology annotation, molecular function: RNA binding. The coding region runs from base 125 to 2386 and encodes 753 amino acids. NCBI's taxonomy places the organism in Eukaryota, Metazoa, Chordata, Mammalia, Carnivora, Felidae. The record is from RefSeq and is a predicted model, not a curated record.